This is a messenger RNA of Marasmius oreades (fairy-ring Marasmius), 1916 nucleotides long. RefSeq lists its product as uncharacterized. Gene Ontology annotation, cellular component: plasma membrane. Gene Ontology annotation, biological process: lipoprotein biosynthetic process. Gene Ontology annotation, molecular function: phosphatidylglycerol-prolipoprotein diacylglyceryl transferase activity. Bases 121 to 1887 code for a protein of 588 amino acids. The transcript is spliced from 2 exons. Lineage: Eukaryota; Fungi; Basidiomycota; Agaricomycetes; Agaricales; Marasmiaceae. The record is from RefSeq and is a predicted model, not a curated record.
UUCGAGCACGUCAAAGCCGGAGGCGAUACAAAGUAGGAAAGUCGUAUAAAAGGAUAUUCUUGAAAUUCAACUCGUGUUGUAUCUCAGACUAUCCGAGCUACUCGGAAUUGGCUCGUACAGAUGCCCAGGCGAGAACCGGCUCUCACACUCCUGUUAUUGGUUCUAUACUAUCUAACCGAGCGAUGUAUCAAGUUCUUUCUGCGGCGACGGUCCAUCUCAUUCUUCGACUACUUGUAUGCCUCCCACAAACUCCCUGUUUUCACUGGCAUUGCGAUGGGAGCUCUCAUCACUGCCUUUAUCACUCCUUCUUGCAUGCGGGCAGCUUUCGGUCUGUCGUCCGCUAAUAUCGACACGGAAAUUUGUUUCACGGGACGAGCAAUAUUGUGGGUGGCGGAGCUGAACAGACUCGAUCUGUAUGAGCUUUACGUCGUUCACCAUUUAGGUAGUCUAGUAGCAUUGUUUUCAACAGUGCUAUUGGACUGGCCUUACCGACCUCUUCUCAUAAUACUGGCGAGCCUCAUAUCAGAGAUACCAGGAGAUUUUCUCUGGUUGUUGUCAGCUCAUCGGGAUUAUCGCGUUUUGAUACGCUCCUCUACCAGGAGUGACGAUGCUAAGGGCAAAGUGUGGAACUUCCAUACCCUUAUGAUCGGCUUAAACCUUCUUCAAUAUACCUUCAUCCGCUUUCCCGCCAUGGGGUAUGCGUUCUGGGUGCUCAACCGCGGGCAGGGAACAAAGGCUCGCAUGGACAAGCGGGAAUACUUGAUCGCAUGCGCAAUGCUGAUCGCCCAUGCUGCAUUCUGUAUUGGGUAUGUGGUUAGGCAAUACAGGGCACUUCAAAAACGCCUACUAGUGCCGGGCGUGACGGAGAAGCAACGUCAUAACUCUAAAAAACAUCUCAAAGACACACAUUCAACAUCGACAUGGAGUGUAAAUACUACACACCAUCCCUAUCACAUCAGAAUCAAUGCAUUCGGAACCCAAUGGUUUUUCACGAUCUACGGAAUAUUCAUGGGCUUGGGAUUGGCCGUUUUAACCGCCGCAGUAACUGUCCUUUAUCCCUCAUUAGAAGCAGAGUCGAUUGCCCUUGUCAUCAUCUUCGCCGUUCUUGGAGCUCGUUUAUUCUCACUCAUUUUUGAAGAUGGUCUCAAACAGUUUUUUCACUCCCCAUUGUCGACACUCCUUCGACCAGGGUUUUGGCUACACGGAGGGAUCGCUGGAGCCACUCUUGCCUCCAUCUACCUUGCUUAUAUGGACGCCAUCUCUGACAUCGCAAUCUUUGGAGGCUCCUUAGCUGUUGGACUUCCCCUAUUCGAAUUCUUCUCCCGAAUUGGUUGUCACUGCUACGGUUGUUGUUAUGGGCGGCCUUUCACUUCAGGUGGUUCGUCUAGCACCCCAUCGACCUUUUGGUAUUUUUUCCCUCCGGUUGUGUAUUCACAUCCUUCCGACUCAGCCCUAUCACGCUCUCAACCGACCUGGGUCGGUUUACCCCUCAUUCCGAUACAAAUAGCCUCCGCGGCAGCAUUUUUUAGCCUAUUCAUCUUUCUUGCAGUACCCCUGAUCACGGUACUCAAGUUGUCGGUCCCAGUAGCUGGGUGUAUUGUGUUGAUUGGGCACUCCCUCCUUCGUCUAAUCACGGAGCGUUACCGCAGCGAUUAUCGCGGAGAGGGAAUGAAGGGAACCCGGUUUACAACGACAGGUCUCAUGACUUUGUUGCAAUUAGCAAUCGGAGUGUCUUCACUGGUGUGGAUGGUAAAUACUUGGGAGAUCGUAACCACUACAACAAAUUUGAGAUUCGGUAAACCAUCGAUAAAACUAACCGGCUUCUCAUUCGGUCUAGGUGCAAUGGUGUAUGGUAUCCAUAAAGGGCGAAUAGGGCGUUGGCUAUAGUGUCUAACGGGGAUUUAGACAUCAAUCUC